Molecule: messenger RNA, 1882 nt
Organism: Physella acuta
Lineage: Eukaryota; Metazoa; Mollusca; Gastropoda; Physidae
Product: aldehyde dehydrogenase, mitochondrial
Molecular function (GO): oxidoreductase activity, acting on the aldehyde or oxo group of donors, NAD or NADP as acceptor
Source: RefSeq, a predicted model, not a curated record
UAGAUGCGGAUUUAAGAAAAAUGACGCUACAAGAGUCAAAAAUAGAGAUUCAUCACACACAGCUUUUUAUCAACAAUGGGUUUGUAAAUUCUAUAAAAAGUGCUGUGAUACCAGUUAUCAACCCAUCCAAUGAAGAGGUCAUUUGUGAAAUUCAAGCUGCAGACAAGGAGGAUGUUGAUUUGGCUGUUGCAGCUGCUAGAAAUGCAUUUAAAAUUGGCUCACAGUGGAGAACUAUGGAUGCCUCUGAGCGUGGGCUACUCAUUUCCAAAUUUGUAUCACUUCUUCAAAGAGAUAAAGAGUAUUUAGCUUCAUUAGAUGCUUUAGACAAUGGGAAACCAUAUCUUAACGCCCUGGAUGAUGUCUCAGCCAGUAUUAAUCUGUUUAACUACUAUGCUGGCUGGUGUGAUAAGAUUUGUGGAAAGACAAUUCCUGUUGAUGGCAACUAUUUCACAUAUACACGUCAUGAACCUGUCGGAGUCUGUGGACAAAUCAUUCCUUGGAACUACCCUCUUGCAAUGCUUGCUUGGAAGCUUGGCCCAGCCUUAGCUUGUGGUAACACAGUUGUUUUAAAGCCGUCAGAGCUGACUCCUUUAUCUGCUCUUUACUGUGCACGGUUAUUUAAAGAGGCAGGUUUUCCACCAGGUGUGGUAAACAUUGUUCCAGGAUAUGGCAACACUGCAGGUGAAGCCAUCGCUCGUCACAUGGAUAUUGAUAAAGUGGCUUUCACUGGUUCAACAGAGACUGGAAGAAAGGUCAUGACGGCAGCAGCACAAAGCAAUUUGAAAAGAGUCAGCCUGGAGCUGGGAGGAAAAAGUCCUCUCAUCAUCUUUGCUGACUGUGAUGUUGAUUUUGCAGUGUCAUGUGCACAUGAAGCCAUUAUGGGGAAUCAUGGCCAAAAUUGUUGUGCAGCUUCACGAACAUAUGUACAAGAGAGCAUCUAUGAAGAGUUUGUACAGAAAUCCAAGGAACUUGCAGAGAACAGAAAAGUUGGAAAUCCCUUUGAUUCAGCAACACAGCAAGGUCCACUGGUGAGCAAGGCACAGUUUGACAAAGUUCUGAGCUACAUGAAGAAAGGGAAAGUUGAGGGUGCUAGGCUGGUAGCUGGUGGGGAUCAAAUAGGAACCAAAGGAUUUUAUGUUCAGCCAACUGUUUUUGCUGAUGUGAAGGACGAUAUGAGCAUUGCUGUUGAUGAGAUAUUUGGGCCAGUCCAGAGUAUUUUAAAGUUCACUGACAUAGAAGAGGUGAUUGAAAGAGCCAACAAGACUAACUAUGGGCUUGCGGCAGGAGUUAUAACUAAUGAUAUCAACAAGGCAUUUCAAAUUUCACAGUCCAUACAAGCUGGAAGUGUAUGGGUUAACUGUUAUGAUGUUGUCACUUCACAAACACCUUUUGGUGGCUUCAAGCAGUCAGGCCAAGGCAGAGAACUUGGUGAAUAUGCCCUCCAGAUGUACUCUGAGAUAAAAACAGUCACCAUACAGAUUCCCCAGAAAAAUUCAUAGCCCAGUAGCCUACCCCACAUAGCAGCAGGCAUUAACCCUUAUAGUAUUCUACAUUCCCUAUCUACUUCAACAAUGUUAUCCACUUAAGUUGUUAUUUAGAAAAGGCAUUAUCAUUUAUUAUCAUACAAUUUAAAAUACAUUUCUGCAUUACAUUAAAUGAAACUUGAUUACAUUAUUGUUCCAGUACAAAUGCCAAAGAAGGUUUUUGGUUUUCAAAAUAUCUCACCUGUAUAUGGUUACAACAAAUCAUGUUACUGAUGCAUUAAAUGCUGAUGCUGUUUUAAAUGUGAUGUGUUUUAAUUAAUGAGAUUUUGUCUCUGCAAUUAUUAUAUUAUAAGAGGUUUUUUAUUUUUCUAAUCUAUAAAGUAAUUUACAUAUGACUU